This is a messenger RNA of Corythoichthys intestinalis (scribbled pipefish), 6513 nucleotides long. RefSeq names its product transmembrane p24 trafficking protein 8 (gene tmed8). NCBI's taxonomy places the organism in Eukaryota, Metazoa, Chordata, Actinopteri, Syngnathiformes, Syngnathidae. The transcript is spliced from 6 exons. The record is from RefSeq and is a predicted model, not a curated record. Gene Ontology annotation, cellular component: Golgi membrane. The coding region runs from base 256 to 1050 and encodes 264 amino acids.
GCGCUACUUUCACGGAAACGCGGAAGUCUCUAAAUUUCCAUCACACACGUCACAUGACGCCACUGGCAUGGAAGAAUGUACCCCCGCUGCUUGAGUUAAAAUUAGUGUAAAAAGCAUUUUAAGACGUCACGUUUCUACUGUCGUCGUCGUACCGUGUUGGGCCCUCCCUGUCAUCCGGAGGGGCGGUGCUUCAUCUUCCAGAGCUGAGCCUCGGACACUGUCCCGUUUAUCUGACUUCUGUUGCUGUAGCCAGCCAUGGAGAGCUUGGAAGACACAUCAAAGCUCCAGUCGCGGCUGUCGUCCUUGUCAUUCUCGUCCUUUCCUGGUAUAACUUCCAAACAUUGUGACAGCGCCCCAUCGGACAGGCUCCAAAGCACAGACCUCUCCACGAACUUGAGCCCGUCCCCAAAGCAAGCUAAUAUGGAUGCAUCUGGGCAGCGCGAAGAGGCUAAUGAGGAGGUCCCUGCUGAGCAGGCCUCAGGGGAUCAGGGUGAGAAGAACAACGCCGAGAGCCCUCCGCUCUCCGCUGAGAGUAAAGCGGAGACGCCCCCGCUGAAACCUCCUUCAACAUGGACGUCCGCCGCCCUCAAAGAGCUCAAGGCCAAGCUACGAACGGAGAAAGACAGCAUGGUGACGGUGUAUCGGGGAGACAUCAUGACGGUUCACGUGCCCACCGUGCCGGAAGCCAAGAAGGUGUGCUGGGAGUUCGCCACGGACGGCUACGACAUCGGCUUCGGCAUCUAUUUCGACUGGACUCCCGUCACCAGCCGAGCCAUCACCGUGCACAUCAGCGAAUCGAGUGAUGAUGAAGAUGAAGAGGAGGACCUAGAAGGCCCGGUCACCAAUGGAGACGUGGAGAAAGGCUCCAAAGCGAAAACCAACUCAAACCUGGCGGAGCUCAUCCCGGUAUACCGCCAGGACAGCCAUUUGAGCGUCUACGGCGGCAGCCACGACUUCCCGGGCGACGGCACUUACCUCUUCAAAUUUGACAACUCCUACUCUCUUUGGCGAAACAAAACGCUUUACUACAGAGUUUAUUACAGUGCCUAAAAAAAACAAAAACAGCGAUUCUUUCCGAAUGUACCGUUUAAAAGAAGUAAAUGACUCUUAUGACGAAUGCUGAAGCUAUUUUAAAUGAUCUAAAAUUGAUUAUAAAGAGGUUACGUAUACUAUACUAUUUUUUACCACUCAGCUUUCGUUGCCAAAUGCAAAAUUCGAAGAAGCCUUUCAUUCGCAUCCGUGCCGUUAAAAUCUAAUCUUAACCUCCUGAGACCCAAGCUUUUUUUGUUUGUUUGUUUGUUUUUGCAGUGCAUUUUCCAUUUCUCUUUGCUAUUUAAGGCUCCUAAGCUUCAUAAUAAAACUUUAGUGUUUUUUUGUGUAUGAAGCCAUUUUUUGUGAUAAAAGAUCGAGCACAUUGGGUUUAUUAUAAUAUAAAAUAUAUAUUUGCUGCUUGGAACCACAAUGGUCAACACACAAGAUUUUAGCUUCAAACAAUAAGUGGUUUUCCUAAAAAUCAAAAGCUAACACAAAAUAUUUAAUGUUUAAUCAAUCUGUUAGCUAAUUAGCUAGUGGAUAUGGUCCAAAACUUUUUUUUAAACUUGUAACCAUUUCUUAAUCUUUCCUACUUUAUUUGAUUACACAAAUAAUCAAAUUUGACUCUUGAAAGACGAGUUGAAAAGAACCAGUGGUUUUUGGCAGCCCUUUUAAUUUUCGUCUUGGUCUUAGUUUUUGGAUGACAAUGCUUAUUAGUCUUAGUUAUAUUUUAGUCAUCUCAAAAUGUGUUUGUCUUAAUCUAGUUUAGUCGAUGGUUACUAAAAAUGUUUUUGUCUGUAAAAUGAAAAAAAAUUAAUCAUACCCACCAGGACGCCACAAACUGUAUGUAAUAAAAAAAAAAGUCUGAGAGUUUGAAAGGACGCUCGCCGUUAGCAAUAGCCUGCUGCUAACGAGAACAUGAAUGCUAUGCUAACGCUACGAGUUACAUUUAGUGUGUGAUGAUCACUCAGUACAAAGAGUUAAGGAGGACGCUCGCCAUUAGCAGUAGCCUGAUGCUAACGUGACUGCUAUGCUAACGCUACGAGUUACAUUUAGUGUGUGAUGAUCACUCAGCACAGACCUUUAAAGACUAAAGCAACAUUGCAUAUUCUCUCUUCUUGCCAAGAAAACAAGACAAAUCUUAGUGUGUGUAUCUCAAAACAGGCAAUGGGAAGACUGGAGAGGACACGGAUGGCUGAAUUGGGGGGGGGGGGGCGCAGCACAUCACAUGAGUGACACAACCUGACACACAUUGUGAACGUGUGACAAAAACUAUGGCGAAUUUUCGUCUCAUCAGACGAAAACUGGCAUUCAUGUCGUUAUGUUUUAGUCUUCCCAAGACACGUUUUUAGCUCGUUAUCGUCAUGAAAAAAAUGUUCGUUGAUGAAAUAUUUUCGUUAUAGUCAUCGUUGACGAAAACACUGGAAAUAACUAUGAAUCAAAUGAUUCCAGAUUUAGCGAACUACUUCACCCAAUCAAGAUUGUUCAAUAACCCCAAAAUCCUUGAAUGAAGAUUUAUGAGUAUUUUACUUUGCAAAUUUUAAUAAGUAGAGUCAAUUGUUUUAUGCCGCAUCAAGCUAAAGAUGUUAUUUAACAUAAAUAUACUACUUUCGUUCGGAAAACCUGGAUGUAAAGGUCCAAGGUUUUUUUUUGCUGAGCUACUGGAGAAGCCUUAAAUCUGAAGUUCAGAAUUUUUUACAUUAUGCUUAGGGCGCUUUCACACUAGCACUCUUUGGUCCGUUUUAAAAAGACCAUAGUUCUUUGUCCGCUGCGUUUUGUAAAUGUGAACGCGCUUCUGAACUCUAGUUCUGACCAAACAGACGAACUCUAGUUCGCUCAAAAAUCGUGGGUCUCGGUCCGCUUUAAGUGCACCCUGCUUCGCUUGUGAAUGCAAUCGGAGCAGGGUGUGCUUUUGCUACUUUAUGUGUCUUGUCACAGCCUGGAGCUGUGACGCUCGAGGCCAUGACGCUACAUGCAAGGCAUCAUUGGAAGCAGAAGUGCAACGCACACGCUAUUCAAAAUCAACAAUGGAACGAUGACAGACGUUUAAACAUGACAAAAUGUUGUUGCGCUGCUCAAAGCAGUUGCAUUUGAAUCGGGUUAUAUUGCGGUGGUUGUGUUUUGCAUGCUGUUGCUGAACGUACCGUGUGAGAGUGAGCGUGGCAGAGGAGGCUCUCGGGGCAGCAGUUUCAUGAAACUCGCUCUCCUGGAAGUGUCGACAAUUUGACAGUCCAAAAAUUCACAAAAGUGAGAGCGAAUGCGCGCCUGUGUACCACGUGGUUGCUUUUCGUGGUUUAAUUUUCCCCGAUGCAUUUUUCUAUAGACUCCAAUUCACUCGGCAUAGAGUCAAGAGGGAGCGACCCCGCCACUGGUUAUAGGCGACCUAAUUUAUGCUACAUUACGUACAGCGUCACACCGUGGUGCUGCAACGCUGCACGCUCCCUCCCAUCCAAGGAGGAAGGUAUUUCCUCUUCUAUUUGUCUAAUCAACGGGUGUGCCUUUGGUCCACGUGAUGGUACUUGGAAAGUUCCUUUGGCGCAGUGUGAAUGCUGAACCUUUUCAACAGGUCAUUUGCAAGUGUAGUUGCUCUCCAACUGGACCUUGGUCCUCUUAGUGUAAUGUGAAAGCACCCUUAAUCUUUGAGUUAUUCGAUUUCAACAAAUUACGUGCAGUUAUUUGUUAGUUUCAGGACUCUGGAGUGGCUAAGCUAGCGCGAGUCAACGGUCCCGUCUUAGCAUGUUAAUUAAAAAUACAACAUAUGUAUGCAUAAGAAUCACUUAUGACCAGAGGUGGGUAGUAACGUGUUACAUGUACUCCGUUACAUUUACUUGAGUAACUUUUUGAGAAAAAUGUACUUCUAAAAGUUUUGCUAAGCCAUAAUUUUUACUUGAGUAGGUUUGUGAGGAAAAAACGCUACUCUUACUCCUCUACUUUGGGCUACGCGAGAGUUACAUUUUUCCUCUUUAUUUUACGUAUUUAAAUAUUAGAUUUAUUAUUAUUUAUGCUAGUGAUGCUGCUGCCAAGAGUAGCGCUACUAAUUUCAUCAAUGAGAUGUCGCAACAAUAAUCACAUGACUGCAUUCCACCAAUCAGAUGCAAGCUUGCCGUUCCAUGAUCACGCGACUUUAAAGCACUGUAACAAAAGAAGUAGUUGACAUAGAGCGCUGCCCUCAACAUGAAUCGAAAACGCAGAUUUACAACUCUCUCCCAGUUUUUAUUUGGCACCGAUUGACCACGGAAAACCGGAGAUAUGAUCCUUUUAAUUUCAUAAUAGUCUCAAUGAAGGAACUGCAUGUUCAUUAUUCAAACUAGGAAGUAUUUUUCUCCACUAGAGGGAAGGGCACUCAUACUCUUUGGAUGAAUAAUGCUUCAUUACUGUUUUUUUUUUUUUUUUUUUUUUUUUCUGAUGAUUUUUUUCCUUUGGUCUAAUGUAGCACGUACAGUAUCAUUAUAACAACAGUUUAUAUAUAAAGUUUGCGCUUAUAGAAAAAAAAUAAGCAGUUACUCAAAAUAUGACUCAUUACUUGAGCAUUCUUUUCACUGGAUACUUUUUUACGUGUACUUGAGUACAUUUUUGGAUGACUUUUACUCGAGUAACACUCAGUAACGCUACUCUUAUUUGAGCAAAAUUUUUGGCUGCUCUACCCACCUCUGCUGAUGACCCAUGCAAUCAACAUUGUGAUGUUUUUAAGUUAUUGAAAUUGACCAAUGCAAAGUGUAGUAUGACAGCAAUAUUUGUAAUCCAGCAGCUCUGCAGGGGACAGGCUGCUGAGUGAUAUUUUUCCACCGGUGUGUUUAUGUCAUAGCCAGCAGCAAGUAACCUUAGUUUAUCUUGUUUCUUGUUCUUCAUAGGGAAUUUGCAGAAACUUUCAUUUGCCCACGUCUUCUGUUAUCACAGCGUCUAAAUGCACAUUUCACCAUGUUACCGUUCUUCAGUCGAGACUAAAUAGACUGAUGCUGCAUUCGAGGAAGGUGGAAAGUCGGGAGUUUUCCAACCUCCGACCAGGAAAAAUAUCAUUGGAACACCACUCCAACUGGGAGGCCCUGGUCGGGGAAAAAAAAAGUACCCCGACUUCACAAGUUGCUUCAAUCUGACGUCACUCGACAAAAUGGCGCUGCCUGUCAAAAUGCAGACCGUCAGUAGUAAAACUAAAGAAGGCAGUUUACAGAGUGUGCUAUUUACCUUAGUCGUCGUUUUUCGACUAUUUGAUCGCUUAUGAGAAGGCAGCUUUGCUGGAGGUCAAAAUAUCUUUUGAUGGCCAAAAUAAAAACCAACUUGUCGUGAUCAGCCAUCUUGCUGUUAACAAACGCACCGAAUGCUUUAAUGUUGCAACUGGUACUGUGGGAUAAGUCCAACUUCCCGCCUUCCUUGAAUGCAGCAUGAGCACAAGUGGCCGAAGCACUCCUCUUGAUUGUGGUCGCAAAAAAUAUUCCUGCAGAAUAAAACGAAAUACGGCACUUUGGUGUGAAAUUGUUUUAGCCGCAUGGAUAUUUGGAACAAUGAUCUGCAUUUUCACUUUAUUUGACUAUGUUAGAUCUGUUAAUAUUGUUUUUUAAUCGACAUGCUAAGAUGGGACCAUUGACUCGCGCUAGCUUAGCCAAUCCAGAGCCCGGAAGCUAACAAAUAACUGACAAAACUCCAUGGAAUUUGUUGCAAUCAACUCCACCAAUUAAUUGAAUCCCCAUUAACUCGAAGAUUAAGCCUGAUGUAAAACAAUUCUGAACUUCUGCUUUAAGCAAAUUUUUACACCAUUUUGUCAGCCAUUUAAAUAGGUGUAAAGUAGUGUAGACUGUGCUGACAACGUCCCUGAAUGUGCCAUAGUGGUCAAAGGUAUAUAAAAAAAAUAUGAUGUUAAAUGGUAUUCAUAGACUGAAAUAUUAAUGUCCUCAAAUGAGUAUGCAGGGUCUCAGGAGGUUAAAUGUCAUAACUGUGAUAUCUGAUAAGUAUAGCGGUUAUCAGGGAAGACAAGUGCUCGAAACGUGUAUUAUUUGCUGUUACUUGUAGUUGUUUCUUUCAGUUUAAGAAAUGUUAUCAAGUCUUGUGUGUCAGUAGGGGACAUAAAUCGAGAAUGUACUAAAGCAAGCGAUGGCAGAUAGCCAGAGUGCGGUUUUAUGACACAGUUUGAGUCGCUCGUUAUCACAUAAAGCUCUUAUUAUGUAAUAGUGAUUCAAUAUUUGCAUUUGCCCGGUCCCUGCCUUUAAUUUGCCGUAGUAAUGUUUCAUCUUAUAUGUAGUUUUGUGCACAUGUCUAUAUGUGAGUGAAGGUCACAGUGUUUGUUCGAUAUUUGUAAUCUGUUCAAUUCACGUGCUUUAAAGCUUCUUAUUGUUUGUGUGUUCUGUAUAUAAGUUCUGAUGAUCCUGAAAAUUUAUAUUCCACAAUAAAGAGAAUAUUGUCUAUUUGGCUGCGUGAUCGUGGCAAGUAAAGGUGUGACAAUAUAUCAAAAAGGUGAUAAAUCAUGAUACUUUGUCGCCCAAAAGCAAG